AUUCUACGUUUGGAUCAUGGACGAGCGCAUAUGGCAACACGUUUCCUAUAAACCAACACAUGCUCAUUACUGCAUCAAUUUGUUGUCUGGUUGACGUUUGACAGCCGGAGCUUGGUGUGAAUGGUCAUUUGAUAGUCAUUUUACGUGUACUUUUUCUAAUUUUAAAUCACGUUUUACUAAUUAAUCCACAAAAUAUUGAAUGAAAUUGAUGUGCGAUUGAAAGCAGUUCGAGUUUGAGACGAUAUUUGAAGAGGAAAUCCAAAGUAAUAUUCAUAAUGGCAGGAAUUGAGUCGAUGAUUGUUGAAGAGAAGCAACCACCCACCAAACAAAUCGAUCGAGAAAAGACGUGUCCAUUGUUGUUGCGUGUAUUCUGUUCGACCGGUCGUCAUCAUUCGCCUCAGGAGUUUCAACAUGGGAAUGUGCCGUCAAAUGAAUUACAAAUUUACACAUGGCAAGAUGCUACAUUGCGUGAAUUAACUGCCCUUGUACGCGAUGUCAAUCCAGAAACCCGUCGAAAGGGUACCUAUUUCGAUUUCGCUUUAGUUUCACCCGAUCCCUACAAUCAGGGCUAUCGAAUGCGUGAAAUCGGUGUUACCUGUUCAGGACAACGUAACGCUGACGAUGGACUGUCAUUGGCACAAGCGAAAUUCACAAUCGGUGAUUAUAUGGAUAUAAAUAUUACGCCGCCAAAUCGUGUGCCACAACAACGGCGUCGACCAUACUAAACGAACGAGCAUUUUCUUUGUCAAGAUUUCGUAUAUGACUACUUUUAUAGGUUUUCUGCUGCAUUUUCCCCCCUUGACCUCAAUUCAGUUGUCUUCUUCUUCUUGCAUGAACUAAUUUGAGUUGUUUUUUUUAAACGCAUCACAAAUGACUCACAGCGAAAUAGAAAGACUCAUCAUUUAUUCGGUUUGUUUCUCACAAUCAUUACAUUCGCAAUAUAAAAAAGUAUUUCGUUUUUAGCAAUCAUUUUGUAAAAUCUUAAUCUAAAAAAUAAAAACAAAAUUUAUAGAAAGAA
Sitodiplosis mosellana (orange wheat blossom midge) is the source of this 1018-nucleotide messenger RNA. RefSeq names its product histone deacetylase complex subunit SAP18 (gene Bin1). Lineage: Eukaryota; Metazoa; Arthropoda; Insecta; Diptera; Cecidomyiidae. Gene Ontology annotation, cellular component: nucleus. The record is from RefSeq and is a predicted model, not a curated record. The transcript is spliced from 2 exons. The coding region runs from base 276 to 725 and encodes 149 amino acids. Gene Ontology annotation, molecular function: transcription corepressor activity; transcription factor binding. Gene Ontology annotation, biological process: negative regulation of DNA-templated transcription.